Messenger RNA from Lutzomyia longipalpis, 1139 nucleotides. RefSeq names its product cytochrome P450 6a2-like. NCBI's taxonomy places the organism in Eukaryota, Metazoa, Arthropoda, Insecta, Diptera, Psychodidae. Bases 72 to 1043 code for a protein of 323 amino acids. The record is from RefSeq and is a predicted model, not a curated record. The transcript is spliced from 2 exons. Gene Ontology annotation, molecular function: iron ion binding; monooxygenase activity; oxidoreductase activity, acting on paired donors, with incorporation or reduction of molecular oxygen.
UGCCUUUCAUAGAGCCCAAAUUUCCAAAAGGAAGCAUCUCAAGUCUCGGAAAAACGGAGCACUUUUUCGAGAUGAUCAAGAGAUUUUACUUUGAGCUCAAAGGCGAAGGAAGUGUAGUUGGGGGGACAUUUUUUAUGACCACCCCUGUGGCUGUAGCACUGGAUUUGGAUUUUGUAAAGACCAUCCUUGUGAAGGAUUUUCACCACUUUCACGAUCGUGGAUUUUAUGUGAAUGAACGCGACGAUCCACUAAUGGCAAAUUUGCUGUCAAUUGAGGGUCCUGGGUGGAAGAGUUUGCGAGCAAAGCUCUCUCCUACUUUUACAAGUGGAAGAAUGAAAUUAAUUUUUCCCAUCUUGAAAGACAUAUCGAACAGAUUUGUGCAGUGUCUCAAUGAGGAGCUCAGUGAGAGGAAAGAAAUUGAGCUUAGUGAUUAUAUGUCGCGUUUUAUGAUUGACACAAUUGCUAAUUGUGCUUUUGGACUGGAUUCCAAUUCACUCAGAGAUCCAAAUAACGAAUUUUACAUCAAAGGUCAAGAGGCAUCGGAUAUUUUGAUUGCAAGAACUCUCAAGAGUGUUUUCAUGACGUCAUUUAAGAAAUUAUCCGUAUUUCUGCGUCUUAGAGUGAUAAAUGAAGAAAUGACUCAAUACUACACGAAGAUUGUAGCAGAUACAAUGGCCUACAGAGAUGAGAAUAACGUUCAAAGGGAUGAUUUUUUGAGUAUGCUCAUGAAAUUGAGGCAUAGAGAAGAACUCAAUGGAGAUUCAGGAAAAACGAUGGAUUAUGAAAAAAUAACAAAUAAGGAAAUUGUAGGAAAUGCAUUCCUUUUCAUCGUAGCAGGAUACCACACUUCAGCAGCUUCCUUGGAGUUCUGUAUUCUAGAAUUAGCUCACAAUACCGACAUACAGGAUCGUCUGAGAAAUGAAAUAAGAUCUGUGCUUGAGCAGCAUGAGAAUACAAUGUCGUACAAUGCAUUGAUGGACAUGAAGUAUUUGGAUAACGUUGUGAAUGGUAAGUCUAAACGCCUUUAUUUACAGAUUAAAUGAUAUUUGAGCAAUUGAACUCAUCCACAAAACCUUCACAGAAACUUUUCGAAAACAUCCAAGUGGAGGAACCCUAACUCGUUGCCUUAGCGAUGACUA